Dunckerocampus dactyliophorus (ringed pipefish) is the source of this 3584-nucleotide messenger RNA. RefSeq names its product nuclear receptor subfamily 1, group H, member 3 (gene nr1h3). The transcript is spliced from 10 exons. Gene Ontology annotation, molecular function: RNA polymerase II cis-regulatory region sequence-specific DNA binding; nuclear receptor activity; zinc ion binding. Gene Ontology annotation, biological process: cell differentiation; lipid metabolic process; negative regulation of transcription by RNA polymerase II. The coding region runs from base 233 to 1627 and encodes 464 amino acids. The record is from RefSeq and is a predicted model, not a curated record. Lineage: Eukaryota; Metazoa; Chordata; Actinopteri; Syngnathiformes; Syngnathidae.
UUGUAGGAAGGGACUCAUCUUCUCCCCGACUUUCACUCUCCUCAAGAUUUCAAGUCAAUACACUUGGGGCCAAUAAGUCGUAGAGCCUUUGGCACCGUCGAGCGUCAUCAGUCCUCCAUUGGCACAAUGAUGUUGACUGAGGAUAUGGACUUUGUGUGAGGCCAUUAAUAAGACAUCAACAUCAGAGGUAAGGUCCACGUUGGUUUCGUAAUGACAACCUGUUGUAUAGAAGAUGUCAACGCUGUCUGUGACUGAUAUCCCAGAUGUUGGUCAUGAUGAGAGUAAAGUGUUUGACAGUGCUGCAGAGCUGCAGCUGGACUGUAUGGUUGAGGAGAGCAAUGGCAGCACCAGAAUGAAGCAUGGAAGUGUGCUAUCUCUGAGUGACUUGUCCCAGCCAGAUGACUUCCCUGCCCCUCCUCGGAAUGGCUCCGCUAUGACUGGGAUGAACAGCCCUUUGUCAUUAGAUCCAAGUGACAUCAAACCUGAUCCAGCAGUGGGUGACACAUCCACCAGCAUAGAUGGUCAGCCAGUGAAGAGAAAGAAGGGUCCUGCCCCGAAGAUGCUGGGGAAUGAGGUGUGCAGUGUAUGUGGUGACAAGGCCUCUGGUUUCCACUACAACGUACUAAGCUGUGAGGGCUGCAAGGGCUUUUUUCGACGCAGUGUCAUUAAAAGUGCCCAAUACUCAUGCAAGAACAAUGGACGCUGUGAAAUGGACAUGUACAUGCGACGCAAGUGCCAGCAAUGCCGCCUGCGCAAAUGUCGUGAGGCAGGCAUGCUAGAGCAGUGUGUUCUUUCUGAAGAGCAAAUCCGACUAAAGAAGAUGAAGAAGCAGCAAGAUGAGGAAACAGCGCGUUCGUCUACAGUGGUCACUCCCACUCCUCCACAGGAAGCAGCUACACUGGAUCCACAACAGCAGGAAAUGAUUGAGAAGCUGGUGGCUAUGCAGAAGCAAUGCAACAAAAGAUCUUUCCUCGAUCGACCAAAAGUGACGCCGUGGCCACAGAAUCAGGAUCUACAGAAUCGAGAAGUGCGUCAGCAGCGUUUCGCCCACUUCACUGAGCUCGCGAUUAUGUCGGUCCAGGAGAUAGUGGAUUUUGCCAAGCAGCUCCCUGGAUUUCUUGAGCUCACAAGAGAGGACCAGAUUGCGCUGUUGAAGACAUCAACUAUAGAAAUUAUGCUGCUGGAGACGUCUCGUCGAUACAACCCUGCCAUUGAGAGCAUAACAUUUCUGAAGGAUUUUAGCUAUAAUAAGGAGGAUUUCGCAAAAGCAGGCCUUCAGUUUGAGUUCAUUAAUCCCAUCUUUGAGUUUUCUAAAGGAAUGAAUGACCUGCAACUGGACGAAGCUGAAUAUGCUCUGCUUAUUGCCAUCAACAUAUUUUCAGCAGAUCGGCCAAAUGUGCAGGAUCAUGAUCUUGUGGAGAGGCUACAACAACCAUAUGUUGAUGCUCUGCGCGCCUACAUCAUGAUAAAGAGACCAAAUGACCACUUGAUGUUCCCUCGCAUGCUGAUGAAGCUGGUAAGCCUUCGUACGCUGAGCAGCGUACAUUCCGAGCAGGUUUUCGCCCUUCGCCUUCAGGACAAGAAGCUUCCCCCGCUGCUGUCUGAAAUCUGGGACGUCAAUGAGUGACUGCAGUCCUGAUAUCACACUCCUUGGCUUUUUGAAUCUUGAGACUGACGUGGCAUCACACAGGAGCCUGAGCCGGUCUCAUCUGGUCGCGGACUCGUUGUAGCAUUGUGCUGCUGUUGGACUUUAUAUAGGAGAGUUUCAGUGCCCUUUGCUCUGAGAAGGCGUUCUUAGUUGUAGACUUGUUCUUCCUCUUUCUGGAUGUUGGCAUGAUUUUGCCAACGUGAAAUGCCAGUAUAGGCUUUUGAAUGAUUUCUUCCUGAUUCUGUUAAAGUUUAUUUGAAAAUGGAGUGCAGUUCUAUUGUUCUUAUCUAACAGCUUCAGUCAAAAAUGCUUAGUUGCUUUUGUCAUGAUUCCAGCUGGGCUGUCAGUUAAUUUAUUCGGUAGGCUUGCCAACUUGGUUAGACUCAACCUACAGCUGCAGUUCACGUUGAUGUUAGGCCAGUGUUGUGCACCUAGUGUGGGAAAUGUUUGUGUACAUUUUGGAAGCAGUACCGUACUAAGGAGGUGUAGUUGCUCAGGUAAACUAAUGUGAAGUAGAAGAAUCCUUUAAUAGAUCACUUGCGUGCCCAAAGGGGUCCUUUUUAUCAAUGAUGAUGCACACAAAUAAUUUAUUUUCAUAAGACAAAUGUGUGGAGUGCACAAGUAUCCACAAGCCUGUGUGAUUAAAUACUAACGGUUAAUAUUAGCAAUCUGGAAGUAGCGUCAUCAGUCGGGAACAAGGAUAUGUAAAAAAAAAAAAAAUAAUAAUAACACCUAUGGUUGACAGUCAAAUAUGACAGAUACAAAGAAACAUACUUAGCAUCAACUUUAACUGGUAAUAUCUAGACUAUAUACAGUACAGUAAGCGAUCAACUGGAAUGUAUAGCGAUAUUAAAAAUCUAACAUUUUCUCACUAAAGAAAGACUGACACCUAUUUUCAUGUGUGUGCUUCUUCUUGUAGUAAAAAGUUGAAAGGCAAAAAACAUACUAUGGAUGAUGGUGAAAGUAAUUAUUUUAUAUGUUCAGCCAUAAUUUUCACUUAUUGUUUGGUUUCAGAUGUUUCAGAAGCGGGAGAUCCCCUCAUUGCACUGCUUGAAUUGACAGCUUCUAAAUUGGCUUCUCAAACAUCACAUUACCAUAACUGCUGUUUAAUGACAAAUGCCACCAAUCAUUUCAGAUUGUCUUUCUUAAUAUUAUUUUACACAACCAGUUGGAUUUUUUUAAUGUGAUAUUACUACAGUUCAUAGGAACAUUUGCAUAGUUGGAAAUGUUACAGUAAAAAAAACGUGUAUAUGAGCACAAAACAUUUUGCAGCACUUGCAGUAAUAGAGAUGUCGUUUUUGUCAAUUGUAACAGGCAGGCCUGCUUUGGCUUGGUGAUUGAGACAUGAACUGAUGCUAUUUGAAUGUCUUUUUUUCACAAUCUUCCACAUUGUCAAAAUGUAUUUAAAGGUUUUUUUCAUGGGAGACGUGCUCAUCCUUGUGAGGAAAGUGCAGAUGUUUCAGAUAUGCAAAACAGUGGAUGGCUAUGUUUUAUUGAGAUUGACUAGCAAGCAGGCGUGGUAGUUGGCUGAAUCUGAAGUGUAAAAUGUACCAUAUGCAACCAUGCAUUGCACGUGUUAACUAUGAAAAAGGGUCUAAAUUUGAAUCUGGACUGAGGUGGAAUGCGUGUGUUACAGACCUUAACCAAUCUCAAGAAAAGUACUUAACGCUUCAAAGUAAAAGUAUUCACUGGUCAUUUUAAUACUUUUGGUUGUUUUUGACACAAAUGUGAUAUUAUGUUUUUUUUUUUAAAUCAUUGAUAUUUGUAUUAAAUAAGCAAAUUUGAUUAAUUCAGCAGUGUAGUAGCCUGCAAGGUAGUCUGUGUGCUGUCCUCUAAUCAAACAAAAUUGUACGUGCUAAAACUCGUCCUUGUUUGGCUAACGUGCUGACUGUGCGUAAUAUGUUAAAUUGUGCUGUUUAAACUUCUGAUCUCUAAA